AUGAGGAAGCUAUCUAUAGACCUAAUGCUCUGCUUAGCGGUCAUGGUGAUGCCUAUGGUGUAUGGAAUUGCUCAAGAGCCCAAAGCAGUUGAAGAGUGGUUCCAAAAGCUGAGUCUCAAGAAGGAAAAGGUAACAAAGCUUCACUUCUAUUUCCAUGACAUAGUAAGUGGCAAGAACCCAACUGCAACGCGGGUGGCCCAGUCCAACUUCACUGAUAAAUCCCCCACCUUUUUCGGCAUGGUUGUGAUGAUGGAUGACCCACUAACGGCAGGGCCCGAGCCCACUUCCAAGAUCAUUGGUCGAGCCCAGGGAAUCUAUGCCUCAGCUGGAUUGAAGGAGUUAGGUCUGCUUAUGACCUUGAAUUUUCAUUUCACAGAUGGAAAAUACAAUGGUAGCACUCUCGCGGUUCUAGGCCGGAAUCCGGCACUGAAUUUGUACAGGGAGAUGUCCGUCGUCGGUGGGUCAGGUGCUUUUCGACUCGCCCGUGGAAUUGCCACUGCAAAGACAUAUUGGGUUAAUACUACCACGGCUGAUGCUAUUGUUGAGUACAAUGUCAUAGUUCUUCAUUAUUAG
Molecule: messenger RNA, 573 nt
Organism: Cornus florida
Lineage: Eukaryota; Viridiplantae; Streptophyta; Magnoliopsida; Cornales; Cornaceae
Product: dirigent protein 22-like
Exons: 1
Coding region: 1-573 (190 amino acids)
Source: RefSeq, a predicted model, not a curated record